UUUAUAGCCUUUAAAGUAAUUCCGCCCUUGCUUGGGGCCGAAGAUGAGUCUGAUCGGAGCAGGAAAGGUAGAGGGAGAGAGGUGAUGGACGGCGAGCUUCAAACGCGUGUCAAGAAGCGAGGCAGUUAAAAGACCUCCGGUGUCCAGGAUGCGAGGUCCGAAUGAAACCCGCUCGGCCUCGUUUUAAAGUUAAGUGUAAUUUUACUCCACGCAAGACCAAGAAAACAGUGGGCUUUGCUAGAACCAGAGUCCGGCCGUGAUUCUUUCAAACUGCACAAAAAAAGCCACAACUUUUCCCCCAGUACUUACCAUCAUCUUCUAGGGUUUUGCAAGGACCUCAUGAUCUUUUACGUAUGCUAACGACACCAGUACAAGCUCUCUGAUCAUAUCCAAGUGUCUUCUCCUACAUAAGCAAUCAUCAAUUGUUUGAAGAACUUUGCUUGAUUCCACAUGAAACUUGAAGGAAAACUCGAUAUUCCGUCAUUAUUUCACAAAUUCAAACAUGGAUUGGGAACUUUGCCUCAAGUGAAGUGGGUUUCAGCUUCUGGAUUUCAUAUAUCAUUGGCUGGUCUAUUGGGUGUUGCUGGUAUUAUCUUUGCCCUCAGAGACGGUAAAAUUAGAAAUUUUAAUUGCUUACCUUGGUCAUCAGAUAGUGAUGGUUCUUUGGAGAAGAAGUGGGUAGUACCUGGAUUGCAAAAUCUUGGCAAUAAUUGUUUCCUAAAUGUGAUUUUACAGUCUCUGGCUAGCUGUUCUUGCUUUCAAAGUUUUCUUCAAACAACUGUAGAGGAAUAUGAAUGUUUGCUGGGAAAGGAAUGGACCGAUAGCUUGCCUCUUACUGUUGCCUUGGCUUCUUUGAUGGAAGAAUUAUGUAACCUCCAACGUGAAAGGAUGGCACUAAGUCCACGGAAAUUGAUGCUUGUGAUGAAUCAUUAUAUUUCUAACUUCAACCUUGCCAACCAACAGGAUGCAGAGGAAGCGUUCUUUCAUAUUUUAUCCUCUUUACGAGAAGAAGCUUCAAGUUGUUAUGUUCCUGUAUAUAUGUCUCUGGCAAAUGUGACUGCCAUUCCUAAUAGUCGAAUUCUUGCUCCAAAGAGGAUGGAGGAGCAAAGCGAGCAUGAAAGAUGGCGACAAAGUUUCCUUGGGCCCUUUGAUGGAAUUCUUGGAAGCAUUUUAACUUGCGAAAGCUGUUCGUUUCAGAUCUCUCUGGAUUUUCAAUUUUUCCAUAGCUUACACCUUUCACCAGUGCUUUGUGGCGGUGCUAACGUUAUUAUGCCUGGAUGUUCUGUGGAGGAUUGCUUGAGGAAAUUCUUUGUGUCAGAACGGCUAGAUAAUUAUUGUUGCAGUCACUGUUGGCAUGGUGCUGCAAUAAAGUUCUUAUCUUCAAUGGAUGAGUGUGAGGCAGAUAUUGGAAAACUUAGGCUCUGCUGUGAGCAUGGUUCUUGUGACUGCAAAAAGCUUCCUCACCUUGAAGCACUACCAUGGUCAAACAACUUUUCACACACUUUCAAGCAACUAAAUAUUGCUCGAAGUCCGAAGAUUCUAUGCAUUCAUCUACAGCGUGCUUCAAUGAAUGAGUAUGGAGAGCUAGUUAAACUUCAGGGCCACGUGUCUUUUCCUCUGAUUUUAAACCUGAACUCAUUCGUGAAGAGUGGGGUGGUGACGAAGAACUGGGAAGAAAACGUGCAAAGCUUCCGACCAAAGCAACAAUAUCAACAUUACGCCAAUCAUUUGCAUUCGCAACUUGAUACGAACAUGCUAAAGGGCAUUUACUCAAAAGCCGGAUUUAUCGAGGACUUGGGACAACCAGGGUUUGAAAUCUCAGGUGGUGACACCCAUAGUCCAGCUUUUCAAGGGAAAUCAAAUGUGCCCCAAAGUGGGGGCUUCUCAGACACGGUAAUUGGUGAUGCAGCCAUGCAGUCUGAUAACAAGGUGGGUGGGACUUUCUGUUUUGUACCUUCAGAACGUCACAUGUACUGUUUAGUUUCUGUUGUGGAGCACUUCGGAAGGUCGGGAAGUGGUCACUACACUGUUUACCGAAGAGCGAAAGCCAAAAACGAUGGAGAUGAUCCUGUUGGGAUAGCGGAGCCUGCUCUUGUACGUUGGUUUUGUAUAUCAGAUUCACAAGUACAUAGUGUUUCAGAGGAAGAGGUUCUUGCUGCAGACGCUAGUGUCCUUUUCUAUGAGAGAAUUUCAGAGGACUAGAAAAUUUCGAAAUAGUUGAUUUUUGUCAAUAUUGUACUUGGGAAGAACUAAAAAAUUAGCUGGUGUUUUGUUGUUUCGGUCCCUGAAUUAAUUAACUAUUCUUGAAUAUUGUUUUCAAA
This is a messenger RNA of Rhododendron vialii, 2321 nucleotides long. Its product is annotated as ubiquitin carboxyl-terminal hydrolase 27. Gene Ontology annotation, molecular function: cysteine-type endopeptidase activity; cysteine-type deubiquitinase activity. Lineage: Eukaryota; Viridiplantae; Streptophyta; Magnoliopsida; Ericales; Ericaceae. Gene Ontology annotation, biological process: protein deubiquitination. The coding region runs from base 451 to 2202 and encodes 583 amino acids. Gene Ontology annotation, cellular component: nucleus; cytosol. The transcript is spliced from 10 exons. The record is from RefSeq and is a predicted model, not a curated record.